Molecule: messenger RNA, 2644 nt
Organism: Anopheles moucheti
Lineage: Eukaryota; Metazoa; Arthropoda; Insecta; Diptera; Culicidae
Exons: 2
Coding region: 14-1639 (541 amino acids)
Source: RefSeq, a predicted model, not a curated record
GGCGAUAGAAUCCAUGACGAUGGAUGUUAACAGAAAUAAUGCUUUUUUCGAAAAGUUAAAACAAAAUGUUACGGAUACUUUCGACCGUUUGCGGAAAGCGAUUGAUAUGAGGGAGAAGCUCCUGCUCAGACAGCUUACCGUCGUGGUACAACAAGCGCAGCACAUCACGUUCGAGUACGAUAGUAUACGUUUUCUGGGCGACGGCGAGGAUGAGCUGGUUGGGCGCAUACGCACGUACGGCAGGUACAACAUCGACAACUUUAACGUAAUUCUACAGAAGGAACCAUUCGAAAACGAAGAUUACAUUCUCCCAUCGAACGACCACGAUCUGAUGCAUAAAAGCUGUCGCCAAGGUGCGGAUGAUGAGCGAAAUCCGGAGAGUGAGGAGAUUGUGGUGGAGUUUUUCAACAACCGUAGUCUCAUUAAGGACAGCGCCGAAAUGGUUCGGGAAUCGAUCAUAAACCUUACAUUGAACGAAAGCCGUGAGCUCAUCGAUCGAACCAUAGGUGGAAGCAAGCCGUACCAAGGGACGGUGGAUGUGACCAACGAAGAACAGCCAACAGUCGAUGGUACAGAAUCGUUAUUGCGUGCAUGUAAAAUCGAUCCAACAACGCAUCGGUUGUACAGGGGUCGCAACUCCAUAACCGACAUCCCGUUCGAUUCACUUUCUUUCCAAGGUGAUGAGCAACAGGACGAUGGUAGUAACAACAACGUAGUUAGCGUUGCCAAUGGCAACUCGAAGCACAUCCGUAAUGUAUCGCGUGAUGGCGACACAGUGAUUUCACUUUCGCUACCACCACAGCGCAUGAUACCCAAAGCUUCACAAACGGAUGGAUUGAUUGUCGCCAGUGCCACCGAUUCGGAAGGGAACGUUCGCGAACCGACGACCUGCAAGGCGGCUUUAGAUAAGCGCAUGAAAAAUGUAAACCAUGUCACGAUGAACAGCUGUGGCAGUACGAUCAAUUUGAAGAACGUCACCAAUCUCACGAUUAAUUCGUGCUCGGAAAUACCACCAUUGAAAGAGAAACAACGAUCGGAACCGGAGACCGAUCCCAAAUGUCCCUCAGAAGAAGGUAGUCCGGAGUGUGGUUUCUACAAGCGGCUUAUAACGGAAAAUAAAAUCCUACGCAACCAUAUACUCAAGUCGAAGCUGGGCGGAGGAGUAGGAUCCCGCUUCAUUAAAUCACAACAACCAAUGGUGAGCUCUUCCGCGUCCGUCGAUGCGUCGUUGUCCUCGGUUACGGACGAUGAAACGAUUACAAACUCAAAGCAACCAUCUCACGACACCGAUGGUCUUUCGAGUAGCAGCAGCAGCAGCACCAGCGGCAGUAUUGCACCCCCGGUGGUACAAGAAACCAAUCUUAACAUUCCACUUUCAGAACAGGAAUUACAGCAUAUGUUUGACGGAGUACCUUCCUCCAUGUAUGAAAAAAGCCUUUCAUUUGUGCUGGGCGAACUGUACGGAUUGCAGAGCGGAUUGGAUGGUAAUGGUGCGGCUAACCUAACAAGUACCGGUUCAGGUAAAACAAAAGAACACACAAUGCAGAUUCAACAGUGGUUGAAGCAAAUUAUCUCGGAAGCCGAAACGGAACCGUUUCAAAAUGCAGAGAUGCUUGAAUUUAGCAAAAUUCAUGAUUAAACAAUCGUGAAACCAUCCUGUCGGUGAAUGUUCCAAAAAACAGUGUUUAAUUAUCCGUGCGGAUACAAUUUCUUAUCAUUAUCUGUGAUUAUUUAAGUUCCAUAUACUUUUUGAGUGAGUUGAAAUUUACGCCGCCGAAGAACGAUACUGCCUUGUUCGUUCUCAAACCGAUGCCCUCGCGAUACGUUCGAGUACUGAAUACUACAAAGAUUUCCCUCAGACCCUUUUCACCGUUAUUAUUUGCACCUAUUUUCUUGUGUGGGUUUCUAUGUUUAGUUAACUAUACUUUUCUUCAACUUAUUGUUAAAAAUCUACAUUACGCUAGUUCGAUACAUUGUUUUUCCAUGGUAUUUGUCUAACUGUGCAACUGAUUACUAACUUACCCUAUGCGCAACAUUCCACUAUUCUGUUGCACACUCAAUGCAUGUGAUUCCGAUGCGAAUCAUUUUCAAAGUUGUGUGCCAUUGUGAAAGGUACUUAGAUGUAAUUUAAUGUUUCAUACAGUCUUAAGAAAAGCAGAAUAUAAUUAACAGAAUUCGCCCACUAGUACUGUCACUGCUAGGUUACUUACGCUACACUAUACUACGUUUUGGAGAACGGAAUGUGGAACGUAAUCCACACGGAAUGUGUUGUGUAGUUUUACACAAAGAAACAGAAAACACUUUUACAUUACAUCGGUUUCUUAAGCUUGAGUACUCAAAUAGGAAAUAAAAAAAGAACGAUUCAAGUCAAGUGAUUGUAAGGAUCACAUUUUUAAGCUUUAUCCGGCUUGCAAAAGGAUGCUUACCAAGAAAAGUAAAACUUAAAUUUACAUUAUGCACUGAAAGAUUAUGGGUGUACUUAUGGCAAACAAAUAUGCAAAAAAUAGUAAAAGUAAAUAUGUAAUGCGUGUGCGUAUUUGUGUGAGUGUUAGGAUGGAACGAUUUCUCUCGAUUAUCGCUUCUUCGAACGUAUAGUAAUGACGUGUUCAUUAAAAACUUCAUUUGGUAAAUAAAUAUAUCAAAU